GGAAAAAAGUUGAUUUUAGAGUUUGGUGGUGAAACUUUAAAUCUAAAUGUUAGUGUGCCCUCUUAACCUUUAUGAUAAAAGACUUCCACCAGCGGUGGAUUGACGACUUGUUUUACCCCGGACAGGCUCUGAAGAUGCGCGGCAUAUUUGCGAGUUGUGCUCUGGCAGCCCUGCUGCUGACCGUUGUCUGGGGAGAUCACCAUGGCGACCACCACGGCGACCACCACAGCCACGGGGACGGAAUGAGCUGCCAUAAGUUGUCCCCUCAUAAUGCUGACUUUGCCUUCAGCCUCUACAAGAACCUGAACGGCAAGGCGGCGGCUGGAAAGAACAUCUUCUACUCGCCGAUCGGCAUUGCCACCGCCUUGUCCAUGCUGUCGACGGGCGCUCGCGGCGACACCCAAGGCCAGCUCUUCUCCACCAUGGGCUACAGCGGCAUGAGCCAGCAAGUCGUCAACGAGGCCUACGAGCAUCUCCUGCAGAUGCUCGGCACAAGCCAGGCGAACCAGCAGCUGGAUGUUGGCAAUGCUGUGGCGGUGCGCACCGGCUUCGACCCCGCGGAACAGUUUCUGAAAGACAUCAAGCACUAUUAUGCCGGUGAGGUCUUAAAAGUUGACUUUUCGAAACCCGAUGAAGCUGCAGCUGAAAUCAACAGACAUAUCGCGAGUAAAACGCAAGACAAGAUCAAGGAUCUGGCGAAGAACCUGGACCCUUCCAUGAUUAUGGUGCUGAUCAACUACGUCUUCUUCAGAGGUCAGUGGGAGAAACCCUUCGAUGGAAACCUGACCAGCAAGGGGGAGUUCCAUGUGGAUGCAAACACCAAAGUCCAGGUGGACAUGAUGAAGAAAAUGGGACGCUUCGACUACUACGAGGACACCGUCAACCACACCACUGUGAUCUUGCUGCCGUACAAGAGCAACACCUCCAUGAUGAUCGUCCUGCCCGACGAAGGCAAGAUGGACGAGGUGGAGGGCUACAUCAACAAAGACUACAUCACGCACUGGCACGACUCGCUUUUCAAGAAUAAUGUCAAUCUUGUGAUGCCCAAGUUCUCCAUCUCUGCUGAGGCUUCUUUGGAUGAGACUCUGCAGGAACUGGGAAUAACCGAUGCUUUUGCUGACAAGGCAGAUUUCUCCGGCAUGACCGAUGAGAUGAAGCUCAAAGUUUCAAAGGCGUCCCACAAGGCCGUGCUGAGCGUGGAUGAAACCGGGACGGAGGCAGCAGCCGCUACCACUAUCGAGAUCAUGCCCAUGAGCAUGCCGGAAACCCUGACGCUCAACAGACCCUUCCUGGUUUUCAUCAUGGAGCACUCCACCAGGAGCCUCCUCUUCAUGGGCAAGAUCAACGACCCCACAGCCCAGUAGAGACGCUCGGGGAGUUUUUCCACACUGCAGCUGCUUUUUUUUUAGCUUCAGGACAUUUACCUCAGCGUCUGAAAUUACCAUCAGAGUUUGACUGUGACAUUGAGAACAUCAAAUAAAUAAUGAACGGAGGUUGAAUAAGGAAAAGGAAAUGACAUUUCGAACAACUGAAAUGUCAGUCUACAAAGCUGUCACCACGACGCAUUAAUUACCUUCCGACAUCCAGCGGUGACUGUUUUAAGCGAUAGCAUCUGCUAAUCUUCCAUUUGCAGCCUCUAACAAGACAUGAAGUUGUCACUUGUUAUUGUACUAUUGCUGUUUCAACAGUGUUUUAAGUGAAAUAAAGGCUUUUCAUGAACUACUGUA
Messenger RNA from Cololabis saira (Pacific saury), 1727 nucleotides. RefSeq names its product alpha-1-antitrypsin homolog. Bases 72 to 1364 code for a protein of 430 amino acids. The transcript is spliced from 4 exons. Gene Ontology annotation, biological process: negative regulation of endopeptidase activity. Gene Ontology annotation, molecular function: serine-type endopeptidase inhibitor activity. The record is from RefSeq and is a predicted model, not a curated record. NCBI's taxonomy places the organism in Eukaryota, Metazoa, Chordata, Actinopteri, Beloniformes, Belonidae.